UGUAUGUGACCUGACCUUUCUCUCUAGCUGCCUUUAACAUUUUUUCCUUCAUUUUGACCUUGGAGAAUCUCAUGGGUAUGUGUCUUGAUGAUGAUCUUCUUGUGAAUUAUCUUGUGUGGGAUCUCUGCAUUUCCUGAAUUUGAAUAUUGGCCUCCCUAGCUAAGUUGGGAAAGUUCUCAUGGAUGAUAUCUUGAAAUAUAAUUUCCCAGUUGCUUCCAUUCUCUUCAUCUCAGGGACACCAAUGGGUUAUGGAUUUGGUCUCUUUACAUAAUCUCGUAUUUCUCAUAAGUUUUGUUCAUUCAUUUUCAUUCUUUUUUCUUUAUUCUUUUCUGACUAUCUUAUUUCAGAAAGGCAGUCUUCAAGCUCUGAUUCUUUCUUCCUCUUGGUCCAUUCUGCUAUUAAUUCUUGUGAUUGCAUUAUGAAAUUUUUGUAGCGUGUGUUUUCAGCUCUAUCAGAUUAGUUAUAUUGUUUUUUAUGCUGGCUAUUUUGCCUGUCAGUUUCUGUAACAUUCCAGUGCACAUUUCUAAUGUUGUUUCUGUAAUUUCAGCCAUCUCGGCCUGGUUCAGAAACCUUGCUAGAAGGCUAUUGUGAUAAUUUGUAGGAAAGAAAGCACUCUGGCUUUUUGAGCUGUCACGUUUCUUGUGCUGGUUCUUUCUCAUCUUUAUGGGCUGAUGUUCCUUUAUUCUUUGAGGUUGCUGUCCUGUGGAUGAAUUGUUUUUCUCUUAUCCUAUUUGAUGACCUUGAUAGUUUGUGGUAUUUGGUGGGUACAGUCAACUUGCUUUGUUUCUGAAGAUAUUAGGGGGCAGGGCUCACUCUGAUGGGUGGCGGCAGCCAAAGAAUUUCAUGGGGCUGUGGCAGUGAGAUCUGUUCUUGUUCACAUGUCCUAGCAGCAGUGGCAGCAGCAACAUGCUUAUUGGCUACCACAGGGCAUUAGCAGGUGCCAGGGUGCAGGCCUCCAUAUGGGUGUUUGCAGAGGCAGAGGAGGUAGCAUGGCUUGGGCACUGGGGGGACCCCUACUUGUUACAGUGCACCUCAUCAUGCCAGUGUUGUUGUCAGCACAGAGGUGGGGUGUUGGCAGAAGCAAUACUGUGUGUGCCCCCUGUGCACAUUCACACAGGUAGAGGUGGCCUCUCAGGGUGGCAGAGUGUCAUUUGUUUUCUAAGCCUAGUUUUACUCCAGUGGCAGUGUUAGCCCAGAGGCAAGAUGCUGACAGGAGUGGUGCUAACAGGCUCUGUGCCUGCAAAGACUCUGACUGCAAUGGCCAUAUGGUUGGGGGAUGGGAGGAAUAAUGCAAUCACACUGGCAGCAGUGGCAGUGCAAGGUAUACGUACACACACACACAUACACACACACAUGCACACCCACACGCAUGCGUGCGCGCGCGCGCGCGCGCGCACACACACACACACACACACACACACACAAUGGUGGGACAGAGAAGGCAAAGUCUGUCCAUGCACAUGCAUAGUGGCAAAGCAAUGGCAGGGGGGGAGGUGUCCAUGCUCUCGUGGGAAGCUGCAGUGGAAUGUGGGAGGGGACAGGCUGUUAUGUGUCGGUGGGGGUCACUCUGCUGGAACUCUUUUCUGGUCAGGCAUGGUUCACCAGUGCAAGAGCUACAAUUUAGGCCCCCAGGGCACCUGAAGUCACACUGCAAGCAAGUCCAGCCAGGCUGAGGCCCUGGGAGAGGCCAGCAGACCAAGGGGUGUUCAGAUUGGACCAGUUUUGUGUAAUGGGCAAGAAAAUUCUAUAGAGUUCAGGUAUGGACAGUUCCCCUAGGACUAAAGUUUCCUAUGAAAGCAAGUUGAGCCUAGGAAGAUGGCCAUCCCUGGCUGCACUUCACUAUAGACAUUCCCACAUCAAACCCUCUGGGCUCUACACCAGCUGGAGUGCUGCCCCUACCACUUCUCUAAUGGCUUUCCCUGUCAACUCAAGUGUCCAUGGUGGGAGGGAGUCUCCUCCUGCCAGAAUUCCAGAAGCCCAUUUUAGAGCAUGUUGCUUCUUGCCAGUUCAACUCACCCAUUCUCCCAGAGUUGUCAGAGGCCAAGAACAAGUCCUGGUGCACUGUCGCCCUGUGCAGGGUUUCCAGCUUCCUCCUCCUCCAGCCAAGCUUCUGGUCUUUCCUCCAUCCACUCUUAGUGCCAUACCUCUGAAGAUCUAUUAGGAGUGCACCAGUUGUCCCAGUCCCUCAGUGGCAGCUGGUUCACCUGGAUGCAUCUAGUCAGCCAUCUUGCCUAGCUUCUACAGUAUUAUAAUAUUUUGGUUUGUCCAUAUGUUUACUUUUAGCAGUGGAAGUUAUACUUUCAUUUGUCUUUGUGCUGUUUUCUAUUAUCCUUUCAUAUCAGCUUCUAAGGACUCACUUUAGCAUUUUUUCGUAAGGCACAUCUAGUGGUGAUGAACUCUCUCUGCUUUUGUUUAUAUGGGAAAUCAUUUCUCUUUCUAUUUAGAAAGACAGUUUUUCUGGAUAUAAUAUUGUUAGUUAAUAGUUUUUUUAUUAUUAUUACUUCAAAUCUAUCACAUCGUUCUUUUCUAACCUGCAAGGUUUCUGCUGAUAAAUCUACUGAUAGUUUUAUGGGACUCUCUUAUAUGUCAUGAGUCACUUCUUCUUUAAAAAUUUUCUCUUUGUCUUUGACAUUUGACAAUUUAGCCAUAAUGUUGUCAGUUUGAAGUCCUUUGGUUUCCUAUUAGUUGGGUUCUGUUGGGCUUCUUGAGUCUAGAUGUCCAUAUUCUUUCCCAGAUUUUGGAUAUUUAGGCCAUUGUUUCUUUAAAUAAAUGUUUGUCCCUUUAUGUCUCUUCUUUUUCUUUUAAUAUCAUAAUGCAUAUAUUGAUCCACUUGAUUGUGUCCCAUAAGUCCUUUUAGACUUUCUGCACUUCUUUUUUAUUAUUUUUGUUUCUCUGACUAAUAAUUUCAAAUUACCUGUAUUCAAGUUUGCGGCUUCCUUCUUCUGGUUGAUCAAGUGUGAUAUUCAAACUGUCUAGUGAUUUUUUCAGUUCACUUAUUGUAUUCUUUAGCUCGUAAUUUUCUGUUGGGCUCCUUUUAUGUUUUCAGUUGAUUUGUUAUUUUCAUUUUAUUUAUGUAUCAUAUUCUGAGCUUGUUGAGCAUCUUUAUGAUGGAUAUUUGAAUUGUUUGUAAAAUAAUUCAUAUAUCUCCUUUACUUUAGGGUCAGUUCCUGGAGACUUAGUUUGUUGUUUUGGCUUUGUGCCAUGUUUUCUUGUUUCCUUGUUUACUUUGUACCUUUAUGUUGGAUCCAUGCAUUUAAGAAAAUGACCACCUCUCCAAAUCUUUAUAGGCUGGCUUUGUGCAAGGAAAGACCUUCACAAAUCAGCCUAAUUAGAGGGUCCUUUCAGACAUUUUAUGUGUAUAUUUCUUCUCUGGACUUGUAUAUGCAAAUUUUUAAUUAAAGAGAUUUAUUAGUUCACAUCUCCCUUUAGUUCUUAGUUUCCCCCAGGCUUCUAGAGUGUACUGAACCAUAUCAGUGCUUUUUAUCUAGUAAAAUAAAUUAAAGUCUGUUUUAAAGUAAAACAAGUUUCUUGGUCAGACCCCAAAAAGCUAUAAUGUUGAACACACACUUUACUCUUCUGUCUCCCCUCCCUGAAGGAGAAGCCUUUGAGCUGUGUUAACAUCUGUCUUCUCUACUGCAUGUCCUGUGGAAUAGCAGCAAAUCACUUACAUCUCUUUUGUUUUCAGCAUCCCCCAGACAUCUAGAGUAUGCCAGCCCUGUCCGCCUUCUGAGAGCGAUGAGACAGAAACCCAUUUCUCGAGCAGUCCCCCCAAAAAGACAGAAUGUGGGACACAUGCCACAACUUUUUCCCUUCCUAGAGAGAAGCUGAGAGUUGGGAGUUUCACCCUCUCAUUCUAUGCUGAGCUGGGAGGAGGGAGUAUGGAAGAAGCCAAGAAUUGGGAGUUUUCUGCUGAUCAUGCUAUACUAAGCUGGGCAGAGAGACCAUGGCGAGAAAUAGACUAAAUAGCCAAGUUGCAAGAUACCACUGCUUCUUUUAAGAAUGAUGGGUUUCCCAGGUGAUACUUGAAAGAAGAGAUAAUGACCACCUAUCUCCUUCAUCCUGGUCACACAGAAAGGCUAUGGACUCCUUUUGGCAUUUCUGCCUCAGCAACAGAGGAUAAAAGCCAUGUUGUGAUGGAUAAGUCACAAAAGUAAAAAAUACAGACAUGGACUACAGGCCUCCAAAGAAGAAUUGAGCAUGCUGAGGAUCUGUGCCAGACAUUGGACAUUUUUGAGGUGCUAAGAGGGAGUGGUAACAUCUGAACAUACCAAACCAAACAGGCAAACUCUUGCACCAUCGCUACCACGACAUUUUACCACAAAAGAAUGCCACUGCAUGUGGAUUCCAAGCAGGCUAAAAAGAAAAAGAACUGAUUAGACCUCAGACGACCCACUAAACGGGAUGACGGCCACAGCUGAGGUAGAGACACCAAAAAUGGAGAAGAGUGCCUCCAAGGAAGAGAAGCAGCAGCCUAAGCAGGACAGCACAGAGCAGGGCAAUGCUGAUUCUGAAGAGUGGAUGAGCUCUGAGAGUGACCCUGAACAGAUAAGCCUUAAGAGUAGUGACAACAGCAAGAGCUGCCAACCUAGGGAUGGUCAGUUGAAGAAAAAGGAGAUGCCCUCCAAGCCACACCGCCAGCUCUGUCGAUCUCCCUGCCUAGAUCGUCCAAGUUUCUCCCAGAGCAGCAUUUUACAGGAUGGUAAACUUGACUUGGAGAAGGAAUACCAAGCUAAGAUGGAGUUUGCGCUAAAGCUGGGCUAUGCAGAGGAACAGAUUCAAUCAGUGCUAAACAAGCUGGGCCCAGAAUCACUUAUUAAUGAUGUAUUGGCAGAGCUUGUCAGACUUGGGAACAAAGGUGAUUCAGAAGGGCAGAUCAACUUGAGCCUGUUAGUGCCUCAUGGGCCCAGCUCCAGAGAGAUUGCAAGCCCUGAAUUGUCUCUUGAAGAUGAAAUAGACAACAGUGACAAUUUGAGGCCAGUUGUCAUUGAUGGAAGUAAUGUGGCAAUGAGCCAUGGGAAUAAAGAAGAAUUCUCCUGCAGAGGAAUACAACUUGCAGUGGAUUGGUUUCUAGAUAAAGGCCAUAAAGAUAUUACUGUAUUUGUGCCUGCGUGGAGAAAGGAGCAAUCCCGCCCUGAUGCACCAAUUACAGAUCAAGAUAUUCUACGAAAACUGGAGAAGGAAAAGAUUCUCGUCUUCACACCAUCCCGAAGAGUCCAAGGCAGGAGGGUUGUCUGCUAUGAUGACCGGUUCAUAGUCAAACUGGCUUUUGAUUCUGAUGGCAUCAUUGUGUCCAAUGAUAACUACCGAGACCUUCAAGUUGAAAAGCCAGAAUGGAAGAAGUUUAUAGAGGAGCGGUUGCUGAUGUAUUCUUUUGUGAAUGACAAAUUUAUGCCUCCAGAUGAUCCAUUAGGACGCCAUGGCCCAAGCCUUGAAAAUUUCUUAAGAAAGAGACCCAUUGUUCCUGAGCAUAAGAAGCAACCAUGUCCUUACGGCAAAAAAUGCACCUACGGCCACAAGUGCAAAUACUACCAUCCGGAGCGGGCCAACCAACCCCAGCGUUCGGUGGCUGAUGAGCUCCGCAUCAGUGCCAAACUGUCCACAGUGAAAACUAUGAGUGAAGGCACCCUGGCCAAGUGUGGCACAGGGAUGUCUAGUGCCAAAGGUGAGAUAACCUCAGAGGUCAAACGUGUGGCCCCCAAGCGCCAAUCAGAUCCCAGCAUCCGGUCUGUGGCUGUGGAGCCUGAGGAAUGGCUGUCCAUUUCCCGUAAGCCUGAGGCUAGUUCUGUCCCCUCGCUUGUGACUGCCCUAAGUGUUCCCACAAUCCCACCCCCAAAAAGCCAUGCAGUGGGUGCACUCAACACCCGUUCGGCCAGCAGCCCAGUACCAGGAUCCUCCCAUUUCCCCCACCAGAAGGCCUCUUUGGAGCAUAUGGCCAGCAUGCAGUAUCCUCCCAUCCUGGUUACCAACAGCCAUGGGACCCCUAUUAGCUAUGCUGAGCAAUACCCAAAGUUUGAAUCCAUGGGGGACCAUGGCUACUAUUCAAUGUUAGGUGACUUCUCCAAACUGAACAUCAACAGCAUGCAUAAUCGAGAGUAUUACAUGGCUGAAGUAGACCGGGGGGUAUAUGCCCGGAAUCCUAAUCUCUGUCCUGACAGCCGUGUGAGCCAUACCAGGAAUGACAACUAUUCCUCUUACAACAACGUGUAUUUGGCUGUAGCUGAUACCCAUCCUGAAGGCAAUUUGAAGCUGCACCGCUCAGCAUCCCAGAACCGACUUCAGCCUUUUCCUCAUGGUUACCAUGAAGCCUUAACACGAGUGCAGAGCUAUGGCCCAGAGGAUUCUAAGCAAGGCCCCCACAAACAGUCAGUCCCCCACUUAGCUCUGCAUGCCCAGCACCCAGCAACUGGAACACGUUCCAGCUGUCCUGCAGACUACCCCAUGCCUCCCAAUAUCCAUCCUGGGGCAACCCCCCAGCCAGGCCGUGCCCUGGUGAUGACUCGGAUGGAUAGCAUUUCUGACUCCCGCCUCUAUGAGAGCAACCCCGUGAGGCAAAGACGACCUCCCUUGUGCCGGGAACAGCAUGCCAGCUGGGACCCGCUGCCCUGUGCAACUGACUCCUAUGGCUACCACUCCUAUCCCUUGAGUAACAGCCUCAUGCAACCAUGUUAUGAGCCAGUCAUGGUACGGAGCGUGCCUGAAAAGAUGGAGCAGCUUUGGAGGAAUCCUUGGGUUGGAAUGUGCAAUGAUUCCAGGGAGCAUAUGAUCCCAGAGCACCAGUAUCAGACCUACAAGAACCUCUGCAAUAUUUUCCCUUCUAACAUCGUCCUUGCAGUGAUGGAGAAGAAUCCCCACACAGCAGAUGCCCAGCAACUGGCAGCCUUGAUUGUUGCUAAGCUUAGGGCUGCACGUUGAUAUGACAUAGUACUUAUUUCUUUAUACAAAUAUGAAUAUUAAUACUAACAAUACACUAACACAAUAAUUAUAGUAACUAAUAAUUUGUGUUGCGCUUUACAAGUUACAGAGUGUUUAUAUCAUUUAAGCGCAUAACAACCCUGUGAGGUACGUCUUACUAACAUCCUCUUUUAUAGAGAAGGAAGGUGAAGCUCAGUGAAAUUAAGUGGUUAGCCAGGGUCACACUGCUAGCAAAUGACUAAGUCAAGACACACACCCAAGUCUUCUAAAUCCAAGUCCUAUGCCCCUUUGCACUGCACCAUGCAGGUAAUGGAGGACAAAACCCAGGGGGAGAGGUCUAGACGUAAGAAACCCCAGAGGAUUCCAUUACCAGAGUUUUCCUUUUUUUUGUUUGUUUCUUUUUUUCUUUUCCUUUUUUUUUUUGAGACAAAGUCUUACUCUGUUACACAGGCUGGAGUGGCACUAUCUCUGCUCACUGCAACCUCCGCCUCCAGGGUUCAAGCGAUUCUAUGACCUCAGCCUCCCAAGUAGCUGGGAUUACAGGCAUGCACCACCAUGCCCGGCUAAUUUUUGUAUUUUUAGUAGAGACGGGGUUUCACCAUGUCGGCCAGGCUGGUCUCAAACUCCUGGCCUCAAGUGAUCCACCCGCCUCGGCCUCCUAAAGUGCUGGGAUUACAGGUGUGAGCCACCACGCCCAGCCUACCAGAGUUUUCAUAGUCACAUAUUCUAUAUUACAAAGUAUGGAUGAUAUAUCCAAUUUAGAGAGCAAAAGCAUCAGGAUCAGAUCAUAUGUUGAAUUAACCUUUUAGGUUUUUUCUAAUAGAAAUAUUUAAAACUAUUUAAAAGUAAAUGCAUACUUUAUUGCAUGGAUAUCUGAUCAUUCAAUCUUUAUUAACGAAGCUAUAGGGUCACAUUGAAGCUUCUAGAACUAUAUUUUAAAUCUAUUAUUAGCAAUUAUAUUGCAUGUAUGAAUAUAUAUAUUUGGUUUGAGAUGUGUGUGUAUCUCUGUAUAACCUUUUAUAUAGUGAUAAUGAGAGGGUAGGCUCUACAGUCUUUCGUCUAUAGCUGUAUAGGUCACUAAUCUGACUUGAUGAUUUUAAGUCACAUUUCAUAGUUUCAACUAGUUAUGAGAGUGAAAAUUAUAUGGCAAUAUUUGAACAUUGCUUUCUUAGGCACCAGAGCAAAGCAGCUCUGUUUCCUUUGCACAUUUUACCUGCCAACAUUUAUUAACAGUUCUUAGCUUCCAAGUCUCUUCACCUUAGCAAAUCAGGGAUCAGGUUGCAGUCUUCUGCAGAGGAACUGAUGGUUAAGCUCAAGUUCCAAGCAUAGUAUGUGUGUGCUACACAAGCUCAGAAGAGUUUGACAAGGACCAGGGGACUUACUACCACAAUCCACUUCCCUUAUCCCAGGAGAGAUGGCCAAACACAUGUGGCAUUAAAUGGUGAAUAAAAAAGCUCCACUCAAGGAGGGACUAUUGGAUGCUCUUUGGACUUCCAACCUAUGCAGUAUUCAACAUCACUGGAUGAAAUGUAAUGGAGGACAGUGCACAGCCAUGUAUCCACUUUCUCUUCCUGUCCACCCUUUGGGUAAUAAGGUCAAUCAUUGGUGGAACAGAAUUUCUCUAGGAAACAAAACCAGGGGAUUUUCUAUGUGGAAGAAGGAAGUUUCCAAAAGGGGAUACUGCAUCUUUACUAAUAGCUGGCUCAGUUAUGCACUUUAAAUCCACGCAAAGAGAGUGCACUUGCUGUUAAAUAAUUGUUAGAUGAGUUACUAGAAGGCAGGACUUUCAGUUUGGGCGACACCAUUUGUGCAACUUGUAUCUUGCUCAGGGUGGAAAACUUCAUAGCUAAAUGCCUCUAGAAGAGGUGUUUAUUGUUUUUUUUAAGCUGCACUAAAUGAAUUCCCUUUUUGAAUCCACUGUAUAUUUCAAUAUUUCGAACCAUGACCAGCUCACUAUUUCCUGAGCUGGAACUUGCUAACUUCUAUGAUCGUUUUUUCAUGAAAGUUGAGAAGGCCGGGCCUUGGCCUUUUGUUUCUUCAUGAGAAGGUGUGACACUGCCUAUAAAUGUUUCUUACUGUGAAACACUCUGAAUGUGAGGCUGUAGUCAGGGUUGUUUCUGGUGGUUUGAUAAUGGCUUGCAUGCUGCUUUCUGGCUUUCUGUCUCUGUCCAAGUUGAUCAAUACUGCAUCUUAACCAAUGUUUCACUUCAGUUAACCACAGCUUUACAUUCUAUCUCCUAUCCUUUGAUCUUCGUAUACCCCAGCAUAUUGAAAAAGAGUAAAAGUAUUUUCUAUCAGGUAGGUCCACAGAGUGACAGUUGCCACUGCAGUGCUUGCUAUUUCACACAAACACCAUUUCAUACCUUCAACUUCUUGGACUUUCUCAAUUGGACCUGUGUCUAAAUCAGGGUAUUUGACAAUCUCAGAUGAUGCUACUGCCUAUGUGCCAGUUAGUUCAUCUUCCUACCAAAAUCAUCAAUGGCACCACAGUAUCAACGAGCUGUACAAUUUACAGGGAAGCACAAGAUUAAUCUUGUCACCUAUAAUUCGUCUUGAACAUGUUCAUAUUUAGUACUCAGAAAACGUGUAAGCUCCUCCCAAUACAGAAAAUUCUUUUAAGGCAGCAUAUGUAUUUCUGAUUUACUAAAAAUGAUUGUCAUCCUCCUCUCAUUCUUCUUUUUGGUAUGAACCAAAAGCGGCUAGGAGCAAUGCCUCAAAUAACCAGAAAUGACCUUUUGUUGAUACAAAUUGUAUCUCUUUUUUUCCUGAUUGUAUAGAAACAAAUGUACAAAACUCAUCUUAAGCUAGGUUUGGCACUGAAUUUUCACCAUGAGGUUUGUGGCACUGUGUGUCACAGGGAAGUAGCUCAGGGGUUGUGAGGGAGCUUUUAUUUCUAAAGGGCAGUAGUAAUUUAUAGACAAAAACAAUUUUUCAAGGCCUCUUUAUUACCAGUGCACAGUUAUCACGUGUACAAUUUCAAGCAUUAUAUUGCAUAAGUUCUCUUUAGACUAUUAAAUUUAAUAUGUCCUUGAAAAAGGGAUUUUGUAUAAAAAGUGUCAGUGUUAGUGACUCAUCUGCAAGAAUCUAUAAAUGGAGCUAUACAAAUAUGAAUACAUAAAUACAGCAUGGUUCUUAGUUAUUAGAGAAACAUUUUCUUUAUAUUGAGGUCUAGGCACUUCUUGACUUUCCAUUUUGUCUGUAAUUAUAAAACAGCAAGUAACAAAGAAGCAUUGGGACCCCCUCGGCUGCCUUGAUAAUAAAAUCAAGCUUCCUUCAUGGGGCUAAGCAUGUGUCCUUCAGGAUACUUACCUCUAAGCACUCAGCAGGGGUUACUACAAAGCGUUUUGUGUGGUUUUCAAGAAACAGUGUGUUUUGCAAGAGGUGCUUUGUAAUUUUAAUUAUUUCACUGAUUUUCUGACCUCAUAGCAAGUCUGUGCCUGUUGAGGCCUUCAAUUUUGUAGCUUUUCUGAUUUUUUUUCUUCUUUUUGUGAUUUUGUUGUUUUCAUUUUGAUCUAAAGGAGAAGUGUGACCCCGGAGUGGCAUGGUCAAUCCAGGGCACCCUUUCUGUAAGACAACUCAAAGGAAAAGAAGCCUUUUCAAAGGUAAUAUCGAGCCAUUGCACUCUCUCUUAAGGUGCCAGGUAUGGAAGGGAGAAUGACAGAUGCCUUAUGGAAAUGGUCUACGAAACUUUUCUUCUUCUAAGUAAUAAAGCACAUAGCAUGAUUCUCUCUCUCUCUCUCUCUCUCUCUCUCUCUCUCUCUGCCCACCCCCUGCUAGUUUCCAGGAGAAUACUUCUCUAAAAUUCAUUUUUUUCUAUUUUGGAAUAAAUUAUCUUUAUACAGUAAUUCAAACACUGAUUUCCAUUAACCUUUGGCCCUGAGUUUUCUUCUAACAUAGAAGAAUUCAUUUUGAGAGGCACUCAGUUACCAUUCUAUCUGUGCUGUAAGUAUGGGACUUUGUACAAAUGCCCUUUUUGAGGGCCAAAAAUUUCAAUACACUUUGUUCUACUUUGUGAACCAGGUCUGGAUCUGCACAGAGAAAGUAAUGCUGAGCUGUCGAGUCCGCUCAGGUCUCCCUCCUAACCCUCCUCUGCCUUCCCCUAGUUUGUUUAUCCUCAGGUCUGACACUGAGGAGUGCGUAGUCUUCAACUGAAAUGGCACUAUAGUUAGUUCUCAUUGGAAACAAACAAGUGUAUUUCUGGAAUCUGCUUGUCUAAAAUAGCCAAUGCCUUUGUAAAGACAGCAUAUUCAAUAUCUAUUGUAUGGUAGCUAGCUAUAUACAUAGAUUGACUAUUUUUAGUCCUGGUUUGUGUAUUGUUGAGCUAUAGUAGUUUGCUUUAUCCAUUUGUGGGAUUAAACAAUACUGUUUAUUGGUUGUAAACUUUUAUAAAAUCUCUUUGGGUUUUUUGUUUGACCCAAAUAUAAUGUAAGUCUCAAUGACAAAAUACACAAAGUUAACCAGAGGUGAGUGAAAAUAUAGCCCUUCCCCAGUUUUGUCUGCCCCUAUAAUGCACGUGCAUUGCUUUGUAAUAUGCUCUCACUAGCAUGAAUGUGCUAUGACUACUUCAUGAGGUUUUAAUUUGUUUCACCUAUCAUUGUGAUGGAAAAUGCUGUAUCGCUGACAACAAUGAACUGUAACCAGUUAUUUACUGCAUAAACUAUUUGUCUACUGACCA
Messenger RNA from Chlorocebus sabaeus (green monkey), 11587 nucleotides. NCBI's taxonomy places the organism in Eukaryota, Metazoa, Chordata, Mammalia, Primates, Cercopithecidae. The record is from RefSeq and is a predicted model, not a curated record.